Molecule: messenger RNA, 1449 nt
Organism: Trichoderma citrinoviride
Lineage: Eukaryota; Fungi; Ascomycota; Sordariomycetes; Hypocreales; Hypocreaceae
Product: SET domain-containing protein
Exons: 4
Coding region: 1-1449 (482 amino acids)
Biological process (GO): peptidyl-lysine monomethylation
Cellular component (GO): nucleus
Molecular function (GO): protein-lysine N-methyltransferase activity; protein binding
Source: RefSeq, a predicted model, not a curated record
AUGGCCCAAUUACCGAUCGAGGCUUUCCCAGCCUGGGCUUUGCUGAAUAACGUCGACUUUGCAAACGCAGAGAUACGAAACAUUGAAGGCAAAGGGUUCGGCCUCGUCACCAAGAAUGAUAUCACGAACGAGGGCCGUGAGGCUUCCGGCGCAGCACCAAUCCUCCGAAUACCCCGGGAUCUUGUUCUGUCUGCUGAGGCGGUAGAGGAGUAUGCCAAGGUCGAUCAGAACUUCAAGCAGCUGCUGGACGUGGCUGGACAUCGGAGCACCAGGGACGACAUCAUGCUAUAUCUGUUGACUCGUCUUGUUCAAUCAAAAGCAACAUCAUCAGGCACGAGGGCGUUUACCUCGACGCCAUGGACCGAGUACAUCAAGUUCCUGCCACGACCCAUCCCCGUUCCCACCAUGUGGACGAAUGACGAGAGAGAACUACUCAAGGGGACUUCUCUCGAGGCCGCCGUGAGUGCCAAGCUAUCUACGCUCUCAAGCGAAUUCGAUGAGCUGUGCGAACAGGCUUCAGCCCUACCAUUCUGGAACGCCCUUCUCAACGAAUCUGCAACGUUGGAGGACUGGACCCUCGCGGACGCCUGGUAUCGCUCGCGAUGCCUGGAGCUUCCCCGAUCCGGCCAUGCCAUGGUUCCCGGACUGGACAUGGCGAAUCACUCGCAGAGCCAUUCGGCAUACUACGAUGAAAGUUCUGACGGUGAUGUGGUAUUGCUUCCGAGACCAGGAUCAAAGAUACACGCAGAUGGAGAGAUUACCAUCUCAUAUGGAGAAGCCAAGUCGGCAGCUGAGAUGCUGUUCAGCUACGGCUUCAUCGAUACAGACUCACCUGUCAAAGAGCUAACAUUACACCUGGAUGCAUUGCCUGACGACCCUCUAGGAAGGGCCAAAUUUCACAUUUACAAAGGACCUCCCACUGUACGACUAUCUAUAACCGACAACAAUGUCCAUUGGUCCAGCCCGUUUCUGUAUCUGCUGAUCCUGAACGAGGAAGAUGGCCUUGCGUUCCGGGUACUACAAGACACAACAGGGGGCCGCCAGUUGAAGCUAUUCUGGCAAGAUGAGGACGUCACAGAGAGGACGGGCGAGUUCGAGACACUCGUGCAGAACCACCCUCUCCACCAGGUGUUUAAGCUUCGAGCAGUUGCCGUGCUGGAGGAGCGGGUUGCGAUGCAGCUGGACAGAAUCUCCUCCGGUCCCUCAUACGGGGCAAGGGAGCAAUCUCACGCGGCAGCAAACGAGCCUCGUGCGGAGUGCAGGCUAGCGGCUGAGACCUUGCGAGAUCUCGAAACCCAGGUCCUGCAGGGCGUGGCACACGCGCUAGAAAACGAGAAGGCGAGGCUGCUUCUGGAUGCAGACGUAGUGACAUAUCUCGGGUCGAUGGAAGAUGCCCAAAACGAGCAAGCGCCUGGCCCGGCGUCCAAUGACGACGACGAGUUCAGCUAG